Fulmarus glacialis (Northern fulmar) is the source of this 1708-nucleotide messenger RNA. RefSeq names its product histone-lysine N-methyltransferase SUV420H1-like. Gene Ontology annotation, cellular component: nucleus. The record is from RefSeq and is a predicted model, not a curated record. The annotation marks the transcript as partial. Lineage: Eukaryota; Metazoa; Chordata; Aves; Procellariiformes; Procellariidae. The transcript is spliced from 2 exons. Gene Ontology annotation, molecular function: histone H4K20 methyltransferase activity.
ACGUGGAACUGGUGCUUUUAAAUCAAGAGUGGGAUUGCCAGCACCUACUCCUGUGAUUAAUAGUAAAUAUGGACUGAGAGAAACAGAUAAACGAUUGAACAGACUUAAAAAGUUGGGUGACAGCAGCAAAAAUUCAGACAGCCAGUCCGUCAGCUCUAACACUGAUGCGGAUACCACUCAGGAAAAAGCUAAUGCAACUAACAGAAAAUCUUCAAUUGGCGUAAAAAAGAACAGCAAAAAUAGAACAUUAACAAGACAGUCUAUAUCAAGAAUUCCAGCAUCAUCAAAUUCUACCUCAUCUAAACUAACUCAUAUAAAUAAUUCCAGGGUACCAAAGAGACUGAAAAAGCCUGCAAAGCCUUUACUUUCAAAGAUAAAGUUGAGAAAUCAGUGCAAAAGGCCAGAGCAAAAGAAUGCUUCUAGAAAGCUCGAAAUGGGAAAUUUAGUUCUCAAAGAGCCUAAAGUAGUUUUGUAUAAAAACUUGCCCAUUAAAAAGGAUAAAGAGUUGGAGGGACCAGUCAAAGUUGCAGUCUCUAGUGGAUGCUUAACAAGGCAUGCAGCAAGAGAACAUAAACUGAAUUCUGUGAAAGGUGCUCAUGAGCAUGGUGAUAUACCACCCUGCACAUACAUAACCAGGAGGUCAAUGAGAACAAGGAUGAAUUUGAAGGAGACCUCUGACAUAAAGCUUGAACCAAAUAUGUUGGAUAGCUAUAAGAAUAAUUUGACCGGAACGCAAUCGGACGUUUUAGAGCAGCAGUCUCAUGUGAUAAAUGAAAAUGAUGUGGCUCAUGGACCAUCACAUAAAGGGGAGAUUAGGUGCCAGAAAAAUGAUGCAGGCAUGUCAAAAAAGAAAUCUCGACAAGGAAAACUUGUGAAACCAUCUGCAAAAAUAGAAGAAACUGAUACUACGCACAAUACACCUGUGAAAGAUGAAGUACCAGAUUUAAUUAGUUCUCAUUCAGAACUCGGAGAGAGGAAUAAUGUGGUGGAUGCCCCUGUUGGCUAUAAAGACUGUAUCACUGGAUCUGGUGGCUGCUCUGUUGUAACAUCUGACAAUUUUAAAGCAAAAGACAGCUUUAGAACUGCUAAAAGUAAAAAGAAAAGACGAAUCACAAGGUAUGAUGCACAACUUAUCCUUGAAAAUAGCUCUGGGAUCCCUAAACUGACUCUUCGUAGACGCCAUGAUAGCAGUAGCAAGGCAAAUGACCAAGAAAGUGAUGGAAUGAAUUCUUCAAAAAUAAGCAUCAAAUUAAGUAAAGACCAUGAAAAAGAUAAUAAUUUAUAUGUAGCAAAGCUAAAUAAUGGGUUUAACUCAGGAUCAGGCAAUAGUUCAACAAAAUUAAAAAUACAGCUAAAACGAGAGGAAGAAAACAGAGGGACAUACCCUGAGGACCUUCAUGAAAAUGGUAUGUGUUGUAGUGAAACUCUCUCCCUUUUGGAGUCAAGAAUGGAAGUAGAUGAUUAUGGUCACUAUGAAGAGGAAACCGCAGAUGAAUCUUCGUCAGAAGAGGAUGAUGAAGAGGAAGAUGACUAUGAUGAUGAAUUUGAUGACUUUAUUCCUCUUCCUCCAGCGAAGAGAUUAAGGCUUAUUGUUGGCAAGGAUUCAAUAGAUAUCGAUAUUUCUUCCAGGAGGAGAGAAGAUCAGUCUUUAAGGCUCAAUGCAUAAGCUUAUAGGUCUUAAACUGACCUGGAUGUCAUUUUUAAAAAA